Zonotrichia albicollis (white-throated sparrow) is the source of this 1235-nucleotide messenger RNA. The record is from RefSeq and is a predicted model, not a curated record. NCBI's taxonomy places the organism in Eukaryota, Metazoa, Chordata, Aves, Passeriformes, Passerellidae.
GAUGAGCAGUGCCCAGGGACAGCCAGGUGGUGAUUUGGAUUUGGAUUUGGCCAGGAGCGAGCAGAGCGUGGAGCAAACCAGCCAGGAGCCGGGCAGGGCCGGGCAGGAGCAGCCUGUGCACCCUGGGGACAGUGACAGCCCUAAAGGAGGUGAGGAUGCAGAAACCCUGGAGGAGCCGCUGCUGAGCCUCCCCAGUGAGCUCUCAGUGCUGGACAGGCUUGGCUUGCACAGGGUGGCUCUGACCGAGCAGGAUCUGGAGGCAGCCUUUGCCCACCUGGCCCUGGCUUUUCGCUGCGACGUGUUCACCCUGCAGCAGCGGGUGCAGGUGGAGAGACGGGCACGGGAUGCAGCGGAGGAAAACAUCCAGGAGGAGCUGGGGCAGUGCCGGGCUGCCCUGGAGAGGCUGGGCCGAUCCUGUGCCAGUGUAGGCUGCAAGGAGACGCUGGAGCAGCUGCAGCACAACCUGGCCGUGCUGGCAGCAGCUGUGGAGAGGGCAACCAGUGCUGCAGAGAAGCUGGGGGCUGUGCACCAGGAGGCCAGGAUGAGCCGGGCAGCAGAGGUGAUGGUGCAGCACGUGGAGAACCUGAAGCGGCACCACCAGCGGGAGCACGCGGAGCUGGAGGAGAUGAAGCGCCUGAUCCAGCAGAACUCCCGCAACCGGCAGCUGGCAGAGAGCCAGGAUGAUGUGGAGCCACGGCUGAGACCUCACCCCCUGAAGAGAACUUUCCAGCAGGGGUCUGCCCGCCGCAGGGUCAGCAUCGCUGUCAUCCCCAAGCAGCUCCUGCCAGGUGCCAGCCCUGAGAGCCGAGCAGCCCCAGCAGGUGACCUGGAGCCAGAGGGUGCCCAGCGCUGGCCCAGCACCCCCAGGAGUGAGCUGGAGCCACAGGGCCAGCACAGCGCCGUGACUGGGAAGCAGGUGGCAGAGGCAGAGGGCAGAGGAUCCAGUACAGGGAACGAGGAGCCAGAGCAGCUUGGGAUGACGUCCAAGGGCUCUGCAGAGGAGCUGUGGCGUCCAUGGCUCUUCCUCCCACAGCACUACUGGGUUUUCUUCUGGCUGCUUCUGCUGAGCAUCGCCUUCCUCCUCCUCGUCCGUGUCCUGGAGCUGCAGAGGCUGCAGCCUGCAGCAUCACCCAAGGCCUAGCUGGACCAGGGAGGGGGAGCUGAGAGCCAUCUCUGCUCCUUCCCCACGGCCCAAAACACCAAACCCCUAGAAUAAUAAAAUGGGAGGAAAAACG